Penicillium macrosclerotiorum is the source of this 909-nucleotide messenger RNA. RefSeq lists its product as uncharacterized. NCBI's taxonomy places the organism in Eukaryota, Fungi, Ascomycota, Eurotiomycetes, Eurotiales, Aspergillaceae. The coding region runs from base 1 to 909 and encodes 302 amino acids. The transcript has a single exon. The record is from RefSeq and is a predicted model, not a curated record.
AUGGCGGCAUUACCCAAUCUUUGUCUUUCCGAUAUUCUUGGCAUCAAGCUCCCCGAGAACACCGAUCCUGAGCGUGUGCACUGUUUUGUACCUCGAGGUUCCAAGUCCUGCGAACACAGAUUGGCAAAGGAUAGGGUGGACAAAGCUCGCUACAUCCUCUUCCGAUCUGUGUUCCGCAACAAGGAAUUUGAGUCAGUUGACAAGUAUAUGAUCGAAUGUCUCGUGAAAGAACUGCAUCAUGCAGAUCGGCAUCCUCGUCAACGCAGUCCAAGUGGCAAGACUUAUAAAGACGAAAUAGAGAGCGAGUGGCUUGAAAUGCUGGAACAGUACUACCAAGGGACCGCCUCAUCAUGCCCUACUUCGAUUGCUGCAUCCAUUCCCACCCCCAUUCCAGUCCCCAGUCCACCCCUUCCCAAAGAAGAGGUCCUGGCAACAGCCAGUGAUUACUCCCCCGGCGAAGUCAGCUAUCCUUCCUUACCAGCCCCUGACUCUCCCGGGCCCAAUGAUCUCGAAGACGCCGGCAGCGUAUCUUCUGAGAGCCCCCGCCCUCUCCUGCACCGGGAUUUUACUCCUUUCGAUCUCUCCACCCGUCGCCCUGCAUAUACAUCCAUCGCCUCCACAUCGUCCCCCGAUCAGUCCUCCUCUCCCAUCUCCUUCUCAUUGCCUCUCCUCUUGACCUUCAUUUGCAACCUGUUCUUCGAUCUCAGUGUCAAAGUACGCGGGGUCGUUUGCAUACAACGCACUUCUAGUGUGGACCAACAUCACCACCGUGAUGACACGCCCAAGCCUGCGUCGGUGACUCGUGUGUUCGUUCAGCUCGGUAUACAAUCUACGUCUGGGUGGAUGCGCGGCUUGUUGUAUGUUGUGGCGUUUCAGAUAGUUCGCUCUAGUAUUUUCCGUGGAUGGUGA